Amphiprion ocellaris (clown anemonefish) is the source of this 4592-nucleotide messenger RNA. RefSeq names its product collagen, type XXVIII, alpha 2a (gene col28a2a). The record is from RefSeq and is a predicted model, not a curated record. Gene Ontology annotation, molecular function: serine-type endopeptidase inhibitor activity. The transcript has 36 exons. Lineage: Eukaryota; Metazoa; Chordata; Actinopteri; Pomacentridae. The coding region runs from base 176 to 3889 and encodes 1237 amino acids.
CCCAGAAUGACUGACACUGCUGCUGCUGCACUAUCAAUGCACUAACUGGAGGCUGCUGCGCUCUCUGCUCCUCUGCUGAUCGUGCUUAAACUUUUCAAAGUCUGCAUUUGGGGGCUGCACUGAAAUACUAGAAACUGUAACAUUUCCAAAGGAGGUUGGAUUGUGAGGGUCAAGGAUGUUCCCCUCCUUUGCGGCAGUGCUGCUGGUCACAGCAUUGUGCAGCGUCUGGGCCCAGGACGUCUAUGUAAGCAGGACAGGUAAUAAGAAAUCCAGGGCCAAGCCAGUGACAGUGACAGCAAAUACUUAUGACGGACAAGCCAUCCUUGAUGAGGACUGCAGCUUGGAGCUCUCCUUCCUGGUGGACAGCUCUGAGAGUGCCAAAGACAACCAUGAGCAGGAGAAGCGGUUUGUCAUGAACAUGGUGGACAGACUCCAGGGCGUACGGCUGCAGACCGGCCGCAGCUUGAGUUUGAGGGUCGCCCUGCUGCAGUACAGCAGCCACGUUAUCACAGAGCAGACCUUCUCAGAAUGGAGGGGCUCAGAGAACUUCAAGACCCGGAUAGCCCCCAUCAUCUACAUCGGGCACGGCACCUACACCACCUACGCCAUCACCAACAUGACCAAGAUCUAUCUGGAGGAAUCCAGCCCAGGCAGCGUCAAAGUGGUAGUGCUGCUCACAGAUGGCAUCUCCCACCCGAGGAACCCUGACAUUUUCUCUGCUGUUGCGGACGCCAAGAACCAGGGCAUCAAAUUCUUCACUCUGGGCAUCACCAGGACAGCCAACGAGCCAGCCAACGUAGCUCAGCUCCGUCUGCUCGCCAGCUCCCCCACUUCCCACUACCUCCACAAUUUACAGGAUGAGGACAUUGUUGAAAAAAUCGCCACCGCAAUUACUACCUUGGCUGAUGAAGGAUGCCCUCUGGCUCAGAGAUGUGCUUGUGAGAAAGGAGAGAGGGGAUCCAGCGGGCCUGCGGGAAAGAAAGGUCGCCCAGGAGAUGACGGAGCCCCGGGGCUUAAAGGGCAAAAGGGUGAAGCAGGAUUAAGUGGGGAACCUGGGCGGCACGGUGGUGAGGGCAAACCAGGUUACAAAGGAGAGAAGGGUGAGAGGGGUGAGUGCGGCACUCCAGGAAUCAAAGGAGACCGGGGUCCUGAGGGUUCAAUUGGAGGAAGAGGACAGAGAGGUCUGCAGGGUUUACCAGGACCACAUGGAGACAUGGGACCAGAGGGCCCUCAGGGGAAGCAGGGUGAACGGGGCCCACCUGGCCCUCCAGGAAUUCAGGGGGAAACUGGUGUUGGACUUCCUGGACCAAAGGGUGACAUGGGAUUCCAGGGCAGACCAGGUCCUCAUGGUCCUCCAGGACUGGGUGAACCCGGCCCUCCUGGACCUCAAGGACCACAAGGUGUUCAAGGGGAAAAAGGACCCCAUGGUGAAGGAUUUCCUGGACCAAAGGGGGAUCGAGGGCUCCCAGGACCGAGGGGGCCGAGGGGACAGCAGGGCGUAGGAAUCAAAGGAGAAAAAGGUGAACUGGGGCCCCAUGGUUCUCCAGGGCCAACUGGAGCAGUAGGAGCGGGCAUUCAGGGGGAGAAGGGAACUGAGGGACCGAGAGGUCCACCAGGGGUCAGGGGACUUCCAGGAGAAGGUUUACCAGGACCGAAGGGAGACCAAGGUUUACCAGGAGAGCAGGGAGCUCCAGGAGAGAGAGGCAUCGGUGAACCUGGUCCAAAGGGGGAACCUGGAGCUGCAGGAUUGAGUGGUCUGCCUGGUCUUCCUGGAGAAGAUGGAGCUCCAGGACAGAAGGGGGAGCCUGGUUUACCUGGUUUAAGAGGACCUGAGGGAGCGCAAGGAAUUGGCGCUCAAGGCGAGAAGGGUGACCAGGGUCCGAGGGGCAUCCGUGGGUUACAUGGGCCUCCUGGGAUCUCAGGACCAUCUGGACCAAAAGGUGAACGUGGGGUAUCAGGCCAGCAGGGCAUGCCAGGGCAGCCGGGACGGUCCAUAUCAGGUCCAAAGGGUGAUGUUGGUUCUGCUGGUCCCCCUGGUCCUAUCGGGGAGACGGGUCACGGACUACCUGGUCCUAAGGGUGAUCGUGGUCAUCCAGGUUUACCAGGUCCACUUGGCCCAAAAGGAGAAGGCAUGCCUGGCCCUGUGGGUCCUCCAGGUUUGCCAGGCUUACCAGGCGAACCAGGCCCAGAGGGAAUAGGAAUUCCUGGUCCUAAGGGAGACGUUGGCUUUCGGGGAUUGCCAGGUUUGCCUGGUCCACCUGGAGAGGGUUUACAAGGACCACCAGGUAAUAUUGGGAGACCAGGACCUCCUGGCCCAAAUGGACCUCCGGGGGAAGGUAUUCAAGGUCCAAAGGGUGAGCCAGGAUCUCAAGGCAUGACUGGGCCCAGAGGGCCUCAAGGAGAUGGAUUUCCUGGAGCUAAGGGUGAUCGUGGAUUACAGGGUGAGAGAGGAAUGAAGGGUACAAAAGGAGAUCUGGGAGAUCCUGGAGUUCCUGGCGAAAUGGGGAGGAACGGAGCAAAGGGAGAUCCAGGCCUCACUAGAGAAGACGUAAUUAAGUUGAUCAAAGAAAUCUGCGGAUGUGGCAUCAAGUGCAAGGAAAGACCAAUGGAACUCGUGUUCGUGAUUGACAGUUCAGAGAGCGUUGGCCCUGAGAACUUUGAGAUCAUCAAAGACUUUGUCACCAGGUUGGUGGACCGGACCACAGUCGGACACAACGCCACCAGGAUCGGACUGGUUCUCUACAGUCUGGAUGUCCACUUAGAGUUCAACUUGGCUCGUCACAGGACCAAACAGGACGUCAAGCAGGCAAUCAGAAAGAUGCCUUACAUGGGUGAGGGCACUUACACCGGCACUGCCAUCAGAAAGGCCACUCAGGAGGCUUUCUUUGGCGCCCGAUCAGGAGUACGAAAAGUCGCCAUCGUCAUCACUGAUGGUCAGACAGACAAACGAGAGCCGGUCAAGCUUGACAUCGCUGUGCGAGAGGCUCAUGCUGCAAACAUUGAAAUGUACGCUCUGGGGAUUGUCAACUCUUCUGAUCCGACACAGGCCGAGUUCUUACGAGAACUCAACCUCAUCGCCUCUGACCCAGACAGUGAACACAUGUACCUCAUUGAUGACUUCAAUACUCUGCCAGCACUGGAGUCUAAACUUGUCAGCCAGUUCUGUGAGGAUGAAAACGGCGCCCUUAUUUACAAUCGCGUUACAAAUGGACAUUGGAACGGCAACAAUGGUCUUAAUGGAAACAAUGGACACGGAGAUAAUACUAAUGGCUAUAAUGGCUAUGGCAACAAUGGUUAUGGUUAUGGGAAUAAUGGAUACGGGAACAAUGGGAAUGGUUACAAUUACCAAGAGGAGAACCAAAAUCUGAGACGCACCAACAGCAGAGUUCGUGGAGACACUUUCGCACUGCCCAUCAGUGCUGAGCCUCUCCCUGUUAAGGAGGUGGAAGAUGACGAUGGUGAAGAUUUAGACUUAAGGGCACAUUUGCGAGUUGGUGGCGCUGUGUCUGCAGUGAACAAAACACCGGCAAGAGAAAGCUCUGACUCCAGUGAUGUAGUCCUAUCAUCUUCUUCGUCAUCGUCAGCAUCAUCAUCGUCGUCAUCUGCAACAUCUUUGUCAACACCGGACUCGGUUUCAACCUUUAACUCUGAUCAGUUGCAGAAUGUGGUGAAUCCAGCACAGCCAGAGGAGGCCGUUCCUCUUGAUCCCCGCUGUAACCUCAGCUUGGACCAAGGCACUUGCCGAGACUACAGCAUCCGCUGGUAUUAUGACAAGCAGGCCAACUCCUGUGCACAGUUUUGGUACGGAGGCUGUGGUGGAAAUGACAACCGUUAUGAAACAGAAGACGAAUGCAAAAAGACUUGUGUUCUGCUCAGAACAGCUGGAUAAAAGGAGGAGAAGCCAUCUGAAAAUUGACUUUACUGCUCUGAAAUCUGCUGAUUUGUAGUUUAGCGUGAUGCAUUCUGUCACGUGUGUUUUGAAAAUUUCAUGCACUUGUCGAACACUUUAGUCCUGAGACAUGAAUGCAUUUUCUCAUCAAAUAGAAACGCUGCUGACAUGAUGCUGGUUUAACCCAAUUAAUGUCUUACAAUUUUAUUAACCUUUACAAACACUGACUAUUACCUCAGAAAAAUGAUAUUGUGCUUAACACACCUGAAAUGGUGAAACGUUUGUUCAGGGUUUGCCUGUCACGGUUUAAAAGUGCCAACUUCUGUUGACAUUAACCUAUAGAUCGUUCUUGUACCUCCAUGAGCCACGUGCUUCAUGUACACUCAAUAUAUUUUUAGUCUGACAGCAAUAGUGAGAAUUUUACCUUAUUUUGAUAAGAUUUGCUAAAAUGUGUUUUGAGUACUUUUGUGUAUGUGCUGUUUGUUUUUAUUGCAAUGUGUCCUUUUGGAUUACAACUGGCAGCUGUAAUAAAGGGCCAUUUUUAUCUGGGCACUGCUUUCAGAGGUCUACUGCGAAUGUCAUCUUGUGAUGAAGAUUGAGGCUUUCUGCGAUCUAGCCAUUAAAAGCCUGCCUAUUUUGGCAGUGUGUGUAUCUGAAUUUAUGUUUUUGAAAUGUUUUUUUAAUAAUAAAAUAUAAAAAGCUG